GUCGGCCACUCCACCCAGUGGUCGCAGGGCCGAAAGUGGUGAACCAGGGCUCCGUGACCAGAGUGAGCGAUGGUCAAUGAGGUCAUCUAGAGGUCGGGAUGCGUCGGCAGAUAGUUACACGGGAGUAGAAUCAAUAACAGACCAGUCGCCGUCACUUACUCCUUUUCACCUUGCAAACACGCAGCCG
Messenger RNA from Amoebophrya sp. A25, 187 nucleotides. The record is from the annotation of a GenBank genome assembly. NCBI's taxonomy places the organism in Eukaryota, Dinophyceae, Syndiniales, Amoebophryaceae.